AUGAAGAUGUUAGAUGCUUGGGAUAUCUUAUUGUCAAAGUUAGAAGAUUUUUCAGUUCGAGGUAUAAAGUUCUAUACACCUUCUCCAAACUUCUAUUCUAUCUUCACUGGAUAUAAAUACGAACAAGUAGAAUGGAAAGAAAAUAUUAUAGAAGCUUGGUUAGACCAUGUCAAAGAAAUUAUAUGCAAUGGAAACGAAAAGGUUUAUGAGUAUAUCUUAUGUUGGUUUGCAAACAUCUUACAACAUCCAAGUGCUAAAAAUGAAACUGCUCUCAUUAUAAUUGGAAAACAAGGAACAGGUAAGAAUACUUUCUUUACAGAUAUCUUAUGCAAACUAUUAGAAGGUUAUUCGAACCCGAAUAUGACAAACUUAGAAAACAUCUGUGGCAAGUUUAACUCCUCAAUAGAGAAUAUGAAACUUAUAGUAUGUAACGAACUUCAAAGUAUAGAUACAACAAAAGUUUUGAACUCAGAUGCUUUGAAGAGUCUUAUAACAGACAAAGUUGGAGUUGUUGAAAGAAAAUAUAAAGACCAAAGAGUUUGUGAAAAUGUUGCAAACUUCAUUAUGGUUUCAAACAAUGCUGUUCCGAUGAAGUUAGAAAGUUCUGACAGAAGAUAUGUAGUUGUCAGAACGUCAGAUUCUCAUAUGCAAGAUACAGAAUAUUUUGACGACUUAGCAGAAACUUUGACACCUAACUUUUACAACCACUU
Molecule: messenger RNA, 710 nt
Organism: Trichomonas vaginalis G3
Lineage: Eukaryota; Parabasalia; Trichomonadida; Trichomonadidae
Exons: 1
Source: RefSeq, a predicted model, not a curated record